UUUCGUCCAAAACGCAUGCGCUUUACCAUUCCAGGUGCCAUCGAGUCUUCAUUCCGACAGAGGAGUUGUGCUGGGAAAAUAACAGCAUUUUGCCAAAUUGAUGAGGAUAUAUGUUCUUUUAGUCCAGGAUUAUUGAAGGGGACAUUGCCGUUUUGGAAGACUGAGAUAGUCAGUUGGCGUUCAAGAUGACGGACGAAGACUUGCUGUUUGAUGAUGUCUACGAACUCUGUGAAAUCAUCGGAAAGGGGCCGUUCAGCGAAGUGCGGAGAUGCAUCCACCGGGAGACCAACCAGCAGUUUGCCGUCAAAAUUGUGGACGUCGCCAAGUUCACCUCGAGCCCCGGACUCAGCACAGAAGAUCUGAAGAGAGAGGCCAGCAUUUGCCACAUGCUGAAGCAUCCCCACAUCGUAGAGCUGCUGGAGACCUACAGCUCUGAUGGACUCCUCUACAUGGUCUUUGAAUACAUGGAAGGCGCAGAUCUGUGCUUUGAGAUAGUGAAGCGGGCCAACUCCGGAUUCAUCUACAGCGAGGCCGUGGCCAGCCAUUACUUGCGUCAGAUCCUGGAAGCUUUGCGUUAUUGCCACGACAACGACAUCAUCCACAGGGACAUCAAGCCUCAUUGUGUGCUUCUGGCCACCAAGGAGAACUCAGCCCCAGUCAAGCUGGGCGGAUUCGGCAUCGCGAUCCAGCUCCCCGAAUCGGGCCUCAUCGCCGGAGGUCGCAUCGGCACACCCCACUUCAUGGCCCCCGAGGUGGUCAAGCGGGAGCCCUACGGCAAGCCCGUGGACAUCUGGGGCUGUGGGGUCAUGACCUUCAUCCUCCUCAGCGGUUCCCUGCCUUUCUUUGGAACCAAGGAACACCUGUUUGACAUGAUCGUCAAAGGCAGAUACUAUAUGAAGCCCAGACAGUGGGACCAUAUCUCGGAACCCGCCAAGGACCUGGUGCGGCGCAUGCUGCGCGUGGACCCCAGGGAACGGAUCACCGUGGAGGAGGCUCUCAGGCAUCCCUGGCUCAGGGAUAGAGAUCGCGUGACGCCCAAGAUCCACCUGCAGGAAUCGGUUGAAGAGCUGAAAAGAUUCAACUCUCGCCGUAAACUGAAGGGCGCUGUUCUAGCUGCCGUUGCCAGCGCUAAGUUCACCAGUUUCUACAGCGAUCCCAACACCAAACAUAUCACAGACUUUGCAGACGAAGACCCAACAUCGUCAGGGGCUGUCGCCCAAGUCUUGGACAGCUUAGAGGAGAUUCAGUGUCUGACGGACUGCGACGAGAAGGACCUGGACUUCCUCCACGGGAUCUUUGAGGACAACCAGCUCCACUCUCUGCUCAAUCUCUAUGACAAGAUCAACACCAAGUCCAGCGAGCAGAUGCCCAACAAGAAGGACAUCCCCUCAGACAGCGUGCAGAGAUCCAAAGACCAGAUCGUGGAGUUGCUACAGAGGAGCCCUCAAGACAGUCAAGAGAGCUACGAACUCCAGGCUAUCCUGUCAGAACCACACUUCAGGGCAUUGCUACAAGCGCAUGACGUGGUUGCCCAUGAGGUCUACAGCGAUGCGGCCAUCCGCGUGACUCCACCGCCCACCUCGCCUUUCCUGAACGGACGGGAGGAGAUGCAGCCCCCCAAUGGGGACGUGGAACCCAUGGACUCGGUCACCCGCGUCCGGCUGGUGCAGUUCCAGAAAAACUCGGACGAGCCUCUGGGCAUCACCCUCAAGAUGAACGAUGACCGGCGCUGUAUCGUGGCCCGCAUCAUGCAUGGUGGCAUGAUCCACCGGCAGGCCACCCUGCACGUCGGCGACGAGAUCCGGGAGAUCAACAAUGUCUCGGUGGCCAACCAGACGGUGGAGAACCUGCAGCGGAUGCUGCGAGAGCUGCGGGGCAGCAUCACGUUCAAGAUCGUCCCCAGCUAUCGGAAUGCACCUCAGCCUUGUGAGAUUUAUGUACGAGCCCAAUUUGAGUACGACCCCGCCCAGGAUGACCUGAUCCCCUGCCAGCAGGCCGGCAUGAGCUUCCGGUGCGGCGACAUUCUGCAGAUCAUCAGCAAGGACGACCACAACUGGUGGCAGGCCCGGAAGGAAGGCGAACCGCUCAACGGGACAGCAGGACUGAUCCCGUCACCCGAGCUGCAGGAAUGGAGAGUGGCCUGUCUGGCCAUCGAGAGAGCCAAGAAGGAGCAGCAGGCAUCGUGUACAUGGUUCGGACGGCGGAAGAAACAGUACCGGGACAAGUACCUUGCCAAGCACAAUGCCGUAUUUGACCAACUCGAUCUGGUCACGUACGAGGAAGUGGUCCGCCUGCCCGCAUUCAUGAGGAAAACACUCGUCCUUCUCGGUGCCCAUGGUGUUGGCAGGAGGCACAUCAAGAACACAUUAAUCACGAGUCAUCCAGACAAGUACGCCUACCCCAUCCCACACACGACACGGCCCUGCAAGAAGGACGAGGAGAACGGCAAGAACUACUACUUUGUCUCCCACGAGGAGAUGAUGACGGACAUCGCCACCAAUAAGUACCUGGAGUACGGCACCCACGAGGACGCCAUGUACGGCACCAAGCUGGACACCAUCCGCAAGAUCCACACGCAGGGACUAAUAGCCAUCUUGGAUGUUGAGCCACAGGCGCUUAAAGUUCUCCGCUGUGCCGAGUUUGCCCCGUUUGUUGUCUUCAUCGCUGCACCCACCAUUACCGGGAUGAACGACAUGCACGACAACGGGCUGGAGAGACUCGGCAAGGAGUCAGAGUUACUCCGCCAGGCCUACGGUCACUUCUUUGACCUGACCAUCGUCAACAACGACAUCGAGGAAACCAUCCGCACGCUUGAGCAGGCCAUGGAGGAGAUCUGCACGACCCCCCAGUGGGUACCGGUCAGUUGGGUUUACUGACAAUAAAAGAAAAUAACCCCUCCCAUCGGGUUGCCCAGGGACCUAUCUCCUGAGAGCUGCUGAGCGAGAGAAGCUGCUUAUCGAAAGACACUGUGGGUGAGUAGCGGCAAGCAGGGAGCCAGCUGUAAGUGAAUAACACUUCUCAUGUCACAGUGGCUGGUCACCGGCUUGCCUUUGUCGCGCAUUCGAGCCUGUCUGUUCCAGGCAAAUAAUCUGUGCUCAGCAGCCCUGAAGAGUCGGUUCCACAUCGGAAGUCGAUCAAACGCCAACUUCGCUUUAAAAAGAUGGGAAAUUCUCACUGUCGCAGGGCUCAACUAUAUCGCUCUUGGUUGUUUUGGAUUUGUUUGUAUCAUGCUGGGUCUUAUAUGCCAACCUCCACUGAAGCGACAGGGCACAGAAAAUUUAACUUGAGCCUUGUCCAAAUUAAGUGGCUGUGGCUGCGAGUGAUACAAGCAUCUAUGGGAAGUGGUUGCGGCCACUAGUUGUAGCCAUGUAAUCUAGACAUGGCUAAUAUGCUAGGGUUUAGGCAUGGUGGUAUUUUAUGUAUUUGUCCCAGCCAUCCAUAUUUGCUGUUGCCGCACUGGACAGCCGGAUUUUGGAUGCGAGAUUUUCUGUGUGGGGGAGGUCUCAUGCCUAUACAAAUGUACACUGUAAAAAGGAAUUCACAUUUGCAUCAAAAACGCUUGCUGGCAAUUUCCGAACCUUGUGCAACCUGUUUUGAGGUAUAUGACCAACCUAACGGCCCAUGCCAAGUGAGGGGUUGGUACAGGUCACCAGACCAGUGAGCCCAACUGCAGCUGAUGCGGUUUUUAGAUUCCAAGUUAAUGGGAUGUGCUAUAUAAUUGGGGUUAUUGCUGAGGCUGCCCUUGCGAGUCUGCAGACAGCCUACGGAAAUGGAAAGCCAAGACCGUCCUCCAUUCACAAUAACAUUUGUGAUACAAUUAGCAACCAACUAGUAAAUCAGUAUAAAGAGCCAGGGCUUGGAGUAAUAUUUCUCCUCUCGUUUCAUCCCCAAUAAAGCCUGACAAAUUUGAGUUUUACAGGGGGGUAGGAAUUGGGCUUGAGCACUUUGACUGUGUGUCGUCGUCAUUGAUUUUUCAACAACUGUUUUGGUGUUUUUAAUGCUGAGAAAUAAUGAAAAAUAAAGCACAAAGUGAUUGUUCGCUGAAUAUGCGGCAUUGAACAAUGAUAUUGGAAAUAUGGGCAUCGGACCAGAUUAUUCACUGUGAGUUUGAGGUUUUUUUUAUUGGCUCGUGUUUUGCUGCAUUGUAGUUUCGGUAUUGAAACGUUUUUAAUAUAUCGUUUAUUACCGGAGUGACACUGGGUAUUGUUGUCACUCAAUUUUUUACCUUUUAUUUCUUGGCUUUUUUGGUGGGGGGGGUGUCAAUUUUGUACAUAUUCGGAAUAAUUUUUAGCAGUUGGUCAGCAUUGCUUUGUAGCGAUGCGCAUGGAAAUGCAUUUGCUUAUUUUUACAGGUGGAAAAACGAGAGCAGAUGCAGUGAAAACCUCCUUUUUUAUCAGAUUGCUUUUAAUUUUCAUGAAAUAUUCACUCGUUAGAGAUCGACGAGUAUGUGGUGUUGGUUAUCAGAGAAGCAGAUAAAAUUAGUGGGAGUUUUACUUGUUUUGAUUUGUUUUGUCUGAUUUUGUGGUCUUUUUUCUCAUCAAAAUGAAAUUUGGUCCCUCCAAUCUCCCUCAUAAAUUGCUCAUAAAGUUCGCUAAUCUCGUUGCUGGUAAAGUUACUUUUCUCAUGCAAUAUAAUCUAGAUAUUGAUGUACAAGGUGUGUGCUCGCAUUACCCCAGAGACGGUGAAUCUGUCACAUACUCGCUGUAUCUGCUUUCUAAACGAAGUGAAGCGGUUGUAUUUUGUGAUAUUAAUUUGAAAGACCUUGUUAAUGGAUUAGUGUAACACAUCUUUUCUUUUUUUUUCAUGAGAAGUAUGAUGCCCUUUUGCUGUCGCUUGUUCCAUCUGUGCUCUCUGUACUGCUGUGGUUUAUCCCUGAUCGUGUUUUAAGCUCUUUCUCCAGUUUUUUUUUAGCAGAUUUUUACCACAUUUUACCAAGUCCCGGUGCAUUUGUUGAAUCAUUUUGAAUCAUUCCAAAAUUAGUUCCGUUUUGUUUGUAGCUGCUGUAAGUUUCUCUCUAACAAAAACGUUUUUCUCCUUGGCUUCUCAGUAGAAAACAUUUUUUUUUUUCACAGGAAAGUCAAUUUCAAUUUUAUAUCAGUAGUUACAAACCCACUGUGACUUAUUGUAAUGUACGGUGGUAAUAUGCCUAUAGACAAUAUGCCUAUAGAUCGGGUGACCAUGGUAAUGCCAUCACUGGUUGUUUGCAGUGGCCCCCGUUCAGCAAUGAAGGCUCCUUUGGUCAGAACUGAACUUCGCUGGUUGACAAACGACUAUGAAAUGCACGCAUUACAGUUGCAUUCCUACCAACAAAAUGGCUUGUUUCAACCAAUGAGGGGUACUUCUGCUCAAGGCAGAUUGUACGGAGUCACUGUUCCGUGACAAAACCCAACACAAUGCUUAACACCAUGAGAGGGGGCCAUCAGGAAUGUUCAGUGAAAUAUCAGUAGAUUUGUCUUAAACAACGAUGCCGAGCGUUGUUUGCGUGUGCACUCUGCACACGGCCAGUGAGGUGGGAUGGGAUCCAUGGAGACCCCGCAGGAAAGCACAAGGACAGAAAUCAUGAGGUCAUUGUUUUUUAGGUCUGUUGUGCAUUUUUUUUUAUUAAAUUGAGAAUCAUUGUGUCAACAUUUUUGGAGCCCAAAUAGAGCCCAAAUAGAGGUGGGUUUGGAACAGGUGCCCACUGAGAAAUGUUGAAGCACUGUGAACUUUAUCUUCAUUGCCAUCCAAGGGGUGUCUUUUUCUUCAGUUUUGAAAUGCCUGCCUGUAAUUAUGUACAGAUUGAAUUUCGUGAAUAAUCAUUAUGUAGAUUUGUAUAUUGAUGAAUAUUAACGACUGGUAGGCUGAGGAUUGGUUGGUGUCAGCAUGCAGAUCGGUUGCAUUGCAUACAGCAGUGUUCAAGUGCGUAUUCAUUUCAUUGUGCACAUUUUUGUCCCUGAACAAGUGGGUGUCCAGAGGGAGAACGGAGCUGAAGUCAUAGAUUAGGCCAAGAUGUACUAAAGGCCUUCGGAAGAGAAUAUGAAUGAUGCUCGAUAGGCUUGUCACUUGCGCGGACAAAAUAAGACGCUGGCACUGUGCUUUCAUGUAAUGCAACUAUAACGUGUUCUUUUGAAAAUAUUUUCUACCAUUAUUAUGCUAAUUGGGGUUAUUGUUUUUAGUUCAAGGAACACAGUUUUGGGGACAACGGAAAAGCAAUUGGGGGUAUGGGGAAAAGAAAAUUUAUGCAAAUUGUCAGUUUAUGUUCAAGAAUCGGAGCAGCAGAGGCCGCCAUUUCCUCAAGUCACUCGGGGUUGUUAAAAAGAGGCAAUUGUUCGAACCCAAGUUCAUGCUUCAGUAUACCUAGACAACACACAAUAGCGGCAUGCUGUACAGCACACAUUAUGAACUGCCAUUUUGGUUCCAAAGUCUGCCGCCGGCGCUACUCUUACUUCAUACAACUCUGAAGUCAUUAUGCAGGGAAUUGCAGCCGACCAUGUUUGCUCACCCGGAAUCACAUGGAUUUUCACUGGUAACCCGCUUUACUAUGCAUAACUUAAUUUGCUGUUGGCAAUUUUGUUUCUGCUAAACUUUGGUUCAUGGUCAUUUUACAGUUGGAUCAGGGCAUAAGUGACUCUGACUUCCAUUCUCCAUUUUCUAUCCUUUUUUUUUUUUUGGUGACUUUUUUUUGCGUCACGAACGUUGUGUCCGGCACAGUUACUAGUUUUCACUCACCUGUCGCAAACCAGUCGAACAGUUUUUACUAAAUAGCCUUUUUGAGAAACCACAGAAGAUUGUUAGCCCAAAAAAUUGAAGGCACUGUGAUUUUAUCUCCUUUUUUUGUGAACGAAUUGUAAAUAAGACUGGAAACCACUUUAAUUACGGCUUUCAAGCUGGCCUAACGAGAUGGGUUUCUUCUUCGGAAUAUGUACCGUUUCUCUCUCAGAGUUUUGUAACAAAAUCAGUGUUAGUAUUGUAUUUAAAGCAUGAAAUUUGACUGUACGAUACUUUGUGUCAAACUUCUUAUCUUUCUUGAAUAUUGUGUUUUCGAAUUCGUUGUUUGAGUGAGGGGGGAAAAAGAAGAGAAUUCCAGGGAAAAGGUGUAGGCAGCAAUACCGUACGUAAGAUGUCUGUAGAUGCUCCGAUAGACAUUUAUGUUUCAUCUCGAGAUUUUAGAGAUAAAUAAUAAAUAAAAUUGUGUCGGGCCGGAAUAAGCCAUUGGCGAGUUACAUUUGACUAAAAUCUGGUACACGGAGUUCUUUAAAUUCACGUGAACAUAACAACUUGAAUUCUCCAUACGAGAACUAC
This is a messenger RNA of Acanthaster planci (crown-of-thorns starfish), 7281 nucleotides long. It is a transcript of the gene cask, whose product is annotated as calcium/calmodulin dependent serine protein kinase. Gene Ontology annotation, biological process: protein phosphorylation. Gene Ontology annotation, molecular function: ATP binding; protein kinase activity; protein binding. The record is from RefSeq and is a predicted model, not a curated record. NCBI's taxonomy places the organism in Eukaryota, Metazoa, Echinodermata, Asteroidea, Valvatida, Acanthasteridae.